AUGACCCAUCCUGCCGGAGAGACCGCUAAGCAAAAAGUCCAGGAAUAUCCUUACAUCGAGGACCCGGGUCACCGAGAGUCAAGCCAUGCUCCCGGGCACAGCGAAGACGACCAACUUGCCAAUGAGGGCCCCGUUCGUACAUUCCCAGUCGACCAUUACAAUCCUGGUCUCAUCAAGCAUGAAGACAUCGAAGCCUUCGACGGCAGAUGGGUCUUUGUCGCAUGUCCCCAAUCCACUGGCAAAUGCCCACACUGCAAGAACCACGUCUACCACACAGGAUGCCUGGUAGUUUCCAUCUGUGGCGCACUCUCAACGAGCGACACCAAACCAAGGUCGUCAAUCGGGGUUUUCUUCGGCCGCCAGAACAAGAAGAACCUCUCCGUCGAGUUGGACGGGGAAAAGCACACCGCGCAAACCGCCGAGCUCAAGGCUUGUCUGGAAGGUCUUACCCGCACUUUCGUGCUUCAUACAAACUGGCAGAUCGAGCCGCCCAAGAACGAAGCGUGUCAUCCGUUGCACACCCUCGUCGUCAAGUCAGACUCGGAGUACGUUGUUAAAGGUGCGACUGAGUGGCUGCCAAAGUGGAAAGAGAAUGGCUGGAAGAAGAGCAGUGGUCAGCCUGUUGCGAAUGCGGAACUGUGGCGGAUUAUCGAUGCGAUACUCAAGCAGCUGGAGUACGAUAUCAAGGUCCAGUUCUGGCUUGUUCCGCGGGAGAUGAAUCAGAUUGCUACUGGGAUGGCCAAGGCAGCACUUGGUGAUGCUUAA
Messenger RNA from Penicillium daleae, 765 nucleotides. RefSeq lists its product as uncharacterized. The transcript has a single exon. Gene Ontology annotation, molecular function: RNA-DNA hybrid ribonuclease activity; nucleic acid binding. Lineage: Eukaryota; Fungi; Ascomycota; Eurotiomycetes; Eurotiales; Aspergillaceae. Bases 1 to 765 code for a protein of 254 amino acids. The record is from RefSeq and is a predicted model, not a curated record. Gene Ontology annotation, biological process: DNA replication, removal of RNA primer.